Molecule: messenger RNA, 744 nt
Organism: Schistosoma curassoni
Lineage: Eukaryota; Metazoa; Platyhelminthes; Trematoda; Strigeidida; Schistosomatidae
Source: the annotation of a GenBank genome assembly
AUGCGUCUUCAUAUGAGCUCUCUAAAACUUCUGUUUGUUGUAGUGGUAUGUGGGUUUACUAGUUCGUGUACAGCUCAGAGUCUGAUUCAUAAGGAUAACUACAUCUAUUUUAAUGUAUCUGGUUGCUUGGCAUUCUUUGCUCGUUCGAUAUCCGUAAAAUUCGUUAGCGGUAAAGCAGCCAGUAUCGUCCCUAUACCGGCAAGUUCAUUGUCACUUUCUCCACUCAGUAAAUGCUCUGAUCUAAAAUCGUUGCUCGUUUUCACAUCAUCAAAUGUUAGUGAAAUCUCCGACCUUAAUGUCAGCUUGGGUUUUAUCAAGUCUGGUCGUUAUUGGAGUGUGUCUGAAUCAUCCGUUAGUAUCAAGUGUCAAUCGGGUUCCAAAUCAUGCGUCAAUGUAGCUGGAAAUCCCUUGGUUAUGAAAUGGGCUGGAGCCCCUAUCAAUCUUGGUUACAAGUGCACUAAGCCUUCAGCUGCACCAGUAAUCUUACCGUCAGAUUCUGGGAAUUCAGUUUCUCUUCAGUUUGCUAGCAUCCAGGUUCAACCAUUCGGCGUAAAAGAUGGUGUGUUUGGUGAUGUCACAGAUUGUGUCGGGUACUUCAGUAUUGGUGUUUGGUCAUCGCUGAUUGUUUCCAUUCUUUUGGUUUCUAUUUUAACAUAUGGUUUAGUUAUGUUGGCAUCUGUACAGCCUAGUGAAAUAUAUGAAGAUCCUAAAAAGAAAAUGAUUCAGCUGGGUGCUGAUAACUAA